Cercospora beticola is the source of this 1158-nucleotide messenger RNA. RefSeq names its product intradiol ring-cleavage dioxygenase. NCBI's taxonomy places the organism in Eukaryota, Fungi, Ascomycota, Dothideomycetes, Mycosphaerellales, Mycosphaerellaceae. Gene Ontology annotation, molecular function: ferric iron binding; oxidoreductase activity, acting on single donors with incorporation of molecular oxygen, incorporation of two atoms of oxygen. The record is from RefSeq and is a predicted model, not a curated record.
AUGGCACCAAUCACUUCUCUCCUCACCCUGAGUCUUCUCACCAUCGACUCUCUAGCCCAUCCAGGUCACAACGUGGCCGAAGAGGCGGCAGAGCGUGCAGAGUUCUUCAGAUCUCUCAAGCCUCGCAGUGUCCGCUCUUGCGCCAACGAGCUGAAGCGCCGCGGCCACAUCGAGCAGUCACUUGCCCGCCGUCAAGCCUUUGCUAAGCACGCUCGUGCAAAGCGUGGCCUUGCGACUGACAAGCCUCUCGUCCGCCGUGACUUUGCCGACUACAACAUCUCCCAUGCUUCCACUUCAGGAGUCAAGUUUGGUGAUGAUGAGACGCUUCUGUUCCAAGACAACUCAAGCUGCAUCCUUCAGCCAGAGGUCACUCAAGGCCCUUACUAUAUCGAUGGCGAACUGAUUCGCAACGAUAUGUCCGAGGACCAAGAAGGUGUCCCUCUUUUCCUCGACGUCCAGUUCAUCGACACGUCCGACUGCUCUCCCGCCCCAGCCGUCUACGUCGACGCCUGGCACUGCAACGCUACAGGAGUCUACUCCGGCGUAGCAGCAUCCGGCAACGGCAACUCCGACGACACCACUAACCUUGACAACACCUUCCUCCGCGGUCUGCAGCAAACAGACGUCAACGGAGUCGUUCAAUUCGAAAGUAUCGUCCCAGGUCACUACACCGGUCGCGCACCACACAUCCACGUCUUGACCCACAACGUCAACUCGACCAUCAUCCGCUCCAACGGCACCCUCCUCGCCGGCUACGGAAACUUCACCGCACACGCUUCCCACGUCGGUCAGAUCUUCUUCGACCAAUCUCUCAUUUCCGAAGUCGAGACCACAGAGCCAUAUGCUAGCAACACGCAAGAGUUGACACUCAACUCCGAGGAUAGCAUUCUCGGCGAGGAAGCAGCGGAUAUGGAUCCUUUUGUCGAGUACGUUCUCAUUGGAGACUCGAUCGAAGAUGGAAUUCUGGCUUGGAUCUCGCUCGGAAUCGAUACGAGCAGUGAUCAGGAGAUUACUUCGGCUGGUACACACUACAAGGAGGGUGGUGUUGCGAAUGAGAACUCCGGAAUGGGUGGUCCAGGAGGCUCUGGUGGUCCAGGUGGCAACGGCACUGCUCCUUCUGGUGCGCCGCCAAGUGGUGCUGCGCCUUCUGGAGUUUAG